AUGACCCAUACAGUAUCAGAGAUUACGGAUUUGCGGGUCUAUCCCAUCAAGUCUUGCCGGGGAAUCAGCGUCAAAUCAGCCCAAUUGACAAGGCAAGGUUUGGAACUAGACAGAAGAUGGAUGUUCAUCGACAGCAAGCAUAAAUUCGUCACCAUUCGGUCGAAGCCUCAAAUGACCUUGAUCAACACAGCCAUCGACUAUGAAUCGGAUAGCCUUGUCGUCACCAUUGGCCACGAUCCCGACAAGCAAGUAAGAGUGCCUAUCCACCCUGACCAGGCAUGGCUUGACGCAAACACCAAAGAAGUCACCGUUGACAUCUGGGAGUACAUUACAGAUGGUUAUGCAUACAACGAUCCGAAGAUCAAGUCUCUCUUCUCUGACUUUUUUGGGGAGGAAGUGGGCUUUGUCAUGAAAGGUCCUGAACCACGAAUAUGCAGUGGAAAUGGCGACCCCAAAGUACUGGGACGUCAGGAAACUGUCAAUUUCCCCGAUGUACUGCCUAUCCAGAUCGCGUCUGAAUCUUCGCUGGCAGAGUUGAACUCGAGGCUCAAGGAAAAAGGAGAAUCUCCAAUCACCAUCGAACGCUUUCGGCCAAAUAUCAUCAUCAAAGGAGGCGAGCCAUGGUCGGAGGAUUCGUGGAAAACAGUUCGCAUUAAUGGAGAUUCAUCCUUAUUCACCACACUUACCGGCGGUAAUCGAGGUGCCAUAGACAUUGAUGUUGUCGCAAGAUGUGCUCGCUGCACAGUACCCAAUGUCAAUCCUGAUACAGCCGAGAAGAACGCACACCAACCUUGGGACCUGCUUGUCAGUUAUCGCCGGGUUGACGAAGGCAUCAAAUUCAAGCCGUGUUUUGGCAUGCUUUGUUGUCCUAGAAAUGAGGGCCAUGUUGAGAUCGGGAUGCGAUUCGAAGUAAUGGAUGAGACACAGGAUCAUAUAUACAUCAAGGGUUUUUGA
Exophiala viscosa is the source of this 954-nucleotide messenger RNA. Its product is annotated as MOSC N-terminal beta barrel domain-containing protein. The transcript has 2 exons. Gene Ontology annotation, molecular function: pyridoxal phosphate binding; molybdenum ion binding; catalytic activity. The coding region runs from base 1 to 954 and encodes 317 amino acids. NCBI's taxonomy places the organism in Eukaryota, Fungi, Ascomycota, Eurotiomycetes, Chaetothyriales, Herpotrichiellaceae. The record is from RefSeq and is a predicted model, not a curated record.